Kazachstania africana CBS 2517 is the source of this 681-nucleotide messenger RNA. It is a transcript of the gene RRP15, whose product is annotated as rRNA-processing protein RRP15. Bases 1 to 681 code for a protein of 226 amino acids. Gene Ontology annotation, biological process: maturation of 5.8S rRNA; maturation of LSU-rRNA. The transcript has a single exon. The record is from RefSeq and is a predicted model, not a curated record. NCBI's taxonomy places the organism in Eukaryota, Fungi, Ascomycota, Saccharomycetes, Saccharomycetales, Saccharomycetaceae. Gene Ontology annotation, cellular component: preribosome, large subunit precursor.
AUGAGUGUGAAAGGCAGAGUGAGUGUUACUCAGAGAAAGAGAAUGAGAGACAAUGUCGUUGAAAAGAGAGAGGAGGAAGAUGUUGCCAGUAUAAGUUCUGAUGAAGCUGUUUCAAAUGAAGAAGAAGUGGAAUCUGCAGAAGACGAAGCUGAUACUGCUGAUGAAGAGAGUGACGAUAAUUUUCCUAGAAAGAAGAAAUCAAAGAUGAGUAAACAUGACGACGGUUCUGCUGAUUUCUCCAGUGCAGUCAAUGCUAUUCUUUCAUCACAUUUAAAGGCUUACAAUAGGAAAGAUCCUAUUAUGGCAAGAAAUAAGAAAGUGAUAAAGGCCAGUGAAAAUGACAAGUUGGAAGCGCAAGCAAAGAAGGCACUACAGGCUGAAAAGAAGAAGCGUUUAAAUAAAGCAAGAAAAGUUGAUAUUAUCCCUACAGUAUCGGAUGAAACCAAUUCUGGGGAACAAAUUAGAGAAAUCUUAGAGAAGGAAGCCAAAUUGAGAAAAAUCGCGCAGAAGGGUGUAGUAAAAUUGUUCAAUGCCAUACUGUCAACUCAAGUUAAGACUGAAAAGGAAGUCAAUGAGAACUUCCAUGAUAUCAAGAAUCAAAAUGAUAGAAAACAAUUAGUCACUGAAGUUUCCAAAGAAAAGUUCUUAGAUUUGGUGAAAGCUGCUGCUGAAGAUGAAUGA